UUUAGUCGGGGGACCCGGAAAUGGUGAGCCAAUUGUGGAGUCAAGGGACAGGUUUGGUGGCGCACGGGCGGAGGCCCGCGCUUCCAGCCGAGUUACCCCGGCCGAGUGAGGGGCUACAGGGCCAAGCUCUGGGCCAGUGGAGGCGUCGUCACCGCCCGUGGUAGGCAAGCCGAGGUGCACGGGCGGACACGUGUGGACGUCUGAGCGCUCCUGGACCAGGACGAGGGCACGCCGGGCCUCGUCCUCUGCGGAUUCCGCGGCAAGGUUCCUUAACGACUGCAGCUUGAAGUUCCCGUGAUUGCCGGGAGGCUGGGCUUCGGAGGAAGGUAUCAAGAAACAAUGUUUCCUUAAAUUUGCUUCUGUAUUUGCCUCAUCAAUGUCAUUCAUAUUGAGUAUCUUAAGAGAGAUGCUGGAAUAUUUUGGUGUUCCUGUAAACCAGGUUUUGCAGAUUUGGGAAAAUAAAGACUACGGAUCAGCUCGGAGUAUUGUUCGUAUUAUUGGGAAAAUUCUUCCUUUAGAACCUUGUCCCAGGCCUAAUUUUGAGCUGAUCCCACUCUUGAACUCUGUGGACCCAGCUAACUGUGGAUCUGUAGUUCCAUCUUUUGCUGACAUUUUGUAUGUGACGAAUGAUGAAGAAGCCAGUUAUCUCAGAUUUCGAAAUAGUAUAUGGAAAAAUGAAGAAGAGGAGGAAAUUGCUUCUUUCCAUCCUUUGCAACUAGUUGAAGAUCCAUUGACACCUGCUCUAAGGCAUAACAAACCAACAAAAAGUGAUUGGCCUGAAAGUGAAGCUGCAAUUAAAAAAAUAGCUGCCCUUGAAGAUGAGCUAGCUUUUCUUCGCUCUCAGAUUGCUGCAAUUGUGGGAAGGCAAGAACUGAGAAACAGUACAAAUUCUGGCUCCUUGGACUUGAAGAACGACAGGCCUGGUGGUUUGGGACACAUGCCAUCAUCAGGGACCACUCAGCUGAGUGUCGAACCAGAUUCGUUUUCAAGUUCAGUGUUCCCCUCUCCUCCUCCCCCGCCGCCUCCUCAGGUUUCUCCUCUACAGCCUCCGUGUUCUCCUCUCGUGCACACAGCCUCUAAUAAUAUUUGUGCAUCAGAUAAUUCAGCAACUGAAGUGACAGAACAGCACCCAGAUACUAGGAAAACCAAUUUUAGUCAUCAUUCAAAAAACCAGAAAAAUAAAGAUGUUCCAAACAUGUUGGAUGUUCUGAAGGAUGUGAAUAAGGUUAAGCUACGUGCUAUUGAAAGGUCCCCUGGGGGCAGACCCGUUCAUAAAAGGAAAAGACAAGACUCACCUUGGGAUCCAGUGUCUUUAAUAUCCCAUGCACUUAAGCAGAAAUUUGCAUUCCAAGAAGAAGAUUCCUUUGAGAAAGAAAAUAAUUCCUGGGAAUGUUCUCCAUUUUCUAGUCCAGAAACUUCAAGGGUGAGAUUAUAAGGUUAAAUCUUCAGUUUUUCUAGUGUGUAUUGUUCAUGAUGUAUCUUUGCCUUCAAGUUCCUUGAAGUAAUUAAUUAUGCAGAAUGGGCUUAAAAUUGUUGAUG
Lipotes vexillifer (Yangtze River dolphin) is the source of this 1539-nucleotide messenger RNA. RefSeq names its product mitochondrial fission regulator 2 (gene MTFR2). Gene Ontology annotation, cellular component: mitochondrion. The record is from RefSeq and is a predicted model, not a curated record. NCBI's taxonomy places the organism in Eukaryota, Metazoa, Chordata, Mammalia, Artiodactyla, Lipotidae. Gene Ontology annotation, biological process: mitochondrial fission; aerobic respiration. The transcript is spliced from 7 exons. Bases 377 to 1435 code for a protein of 352 amino acids.